CAGAACUAAGGACACCGUUUUCGAAGAAAGAUAAGAAAAGCUAUUCCUGAGGAAAGGCAUGUCUUAAUGUAUUUCAUACCUGUGUCGGACGUCGGGCUUCGUUCUCGUGCAAGCCCGAGCCAGGUGAAGCAUGCUGGAAGAAUGCAGCCAUUAAACAGAAGAGACGCCGGCGUCUGGCAUCAAACGAAGAGCCUGCUCUACAAGAAUCUGCUCAUCAAAUGGAGGACCAAGCAACAGAGUCUGCAGGAGCUGAUCCUGCCCUUGCUCCUCCUUGGACUCCUCAUCCUCAUCAGUGCCCUGAACCCUCACUAUUCCUAUGGCAGUAUCAGCACCACUGAACUGAAGUAUGACAACAACCUACGGCCCAAAGGUCUGGGCUACACCCCCAUCAACAACGUGACCAAUCACAUCAUGGAGGAUGUGGCUCGGGAGCUGCACAUGCAAGACCGGCUGGAGAUGUUUUCGAGUGAGGAGGAUCUGGAGAACGCCAGCCUGUAUGAGACCCAAGACUACGUGGGUGUGGUCUUUCGAGGCAACACAUCAUACCAGCUCCGUUUCCCCUAUAAUCAGCUGCCCCUGCCCAGCGACUACACUGAGUCUAUAGCUAAUUGUCAUAAUAACAACAUAAACUGCCGAGCAGCCAACUACUGGUAUUCCGGUUUCGUCCGUCUGCAGUCUGUGAUCGAUGCGGCCAUCAUUCAGAUGCAGACUAAACGGUCGGUGUGGGGGGAGAUGAAUUUUGGCGUGGUCAUGAUGGGGCACCCUGGUUCUGUGGAGGUCCCCAAGUUCCCUCAUGCUCUUAUCUCCAUCUACCUGGUCCUGGCCUUCACGCCCUUCGUCUCCUUCCUCAUUGUCAAUGUGGCAGCGGAGAAGGAGCGACGCCUGAAAGACACCAUGACCAUGAUGGGAUUGUAUGACUCAGCGUUUUGGCUGUCAUGGGGACUACUCUAUGCUGCUCUGGUGACCAGUAUGUCCAUUCUGAUGGCAGUCAUUGCCACCUGCACUCCUCUCUUCUCCAACAGCAGUUUUCUGGUCAUCUUCCUCCUCAUAUUCCUCUAUGGAAUAUCCUCAAUCUUCUUCUCCUUCAUGUUGACUCCUCUGUUUAAGAAGCCUAAGUUUGCGAGCACGGUGGGCUCUUUGCUGACCGUGGUCUUCGGCUGUCUGUCACUGUUUACCAUCCUCAUGCGGGAUUUCCCUCAGUCUGCCGUCUGGGUCCUCAGUCUGCUCUCCCCUAGUGCUUUCUCCAUCGGCAUUGCCCAGGUGGUGUACCUGGAGGCCCAGGGAGAUGGGGCUUUGUUCUCUACUCUGGCCAACGGCCCCCAUGCUCUCUAUGUGCCCAUGCUAAUGCUCCUAUUGGACUGUGUCCUCUACCUACUCUUAGCCAUAUACUUGGACCAGGUGCUGCCAGGCGAGUUUGGCAUGCGACGCUCUGCCUUCUACUUCCUGAAGCCAUCCUAUUGGUCGAAGCGCAGGAAGCGCUAUGUGGAAGUGAGCUCGGUGUACGAGGGGGAGGUGAAUGGGAUUACCGCCGCGGAGGAAUCUGUGGAGCCAGUUUCACCUGAGUUCAGAGGCAAAGAAGCCAUCAGGAUCAGUAACAUUUGCAAGAUCUAUCGAGAGAGGGAUACCACAGUGGAAGCUCUUCGAGGCCUGACCUUUGACAUUUACGAGGGUCAGAUUACAGCACUGCUGGGUCACAGCGGAGCAGGCAAAUCCACUCUGAUGAAUAUUCUGUGUGGUAUCUGCCCCCCCACUGAAGGUGCAGUCACCAUCUACGGGUCUCCGGUGUCAGACAUUGCAGAGGGAGCGGAGAUGAAACAGCUGGUGGGGAUUUGUCCUCAGUUUAACAUCAUCUUUGACGUGCUGACCAUAGAGGAACAUCUCCGCAUUUUCGCCGCCAUCAAAGGCAUUCUUCCCGCAGACAUCGACACUGAGGUGAGGAAGGUGCUUAAAGAUCUGGACUUAGAGAAGAUAAUGGAUGCCCAGGCGAAGAACCUCAGUGGGGGUCAGAAGAGGAAGCUGUCAGUGGGCAUUGCCAUUCUAGGAGAUCCCAAGAUCCUUCUCCUGGAUGAGCCGACGGCGGGGAUGGACCUUGUGUCCCGUCACCAGGUGUGGUCCAUGUUAAAGAGCCGUAGAACAGGCCGAGUCACUGUCCUUAGUACACAUUACAUGGACGAGGCUGACAUACUGGCAGACCGUAAAGCAGUGAUUUCUCAGGGCCAGCUGAAAUGUGUUGGCUCCUCUCUCUAUCUGAAAAUCAAGUGUGGAGUGGGCUACCACCUAAGAAUGUCUGUGACUGAGGGCUGUGAGGUGGACGGCAUCACGUCAUUGGUCAAACAGCAUGUUCUAAAGGCAACGUUGUCACGGCAGCAGGAGGCGGAGCUUACCUUCACUUUGCCUUUUGAAAGCAUGGACACAUUCCCAGGGCUUUUUGCUGAGCUGGACUGCCGUCCUGAUCUGGGCAUCAUUAAUUACGGAGUCUCCAUGACAACGCUGGAGGAUGUUUUCUUGCGUUUGGAAGCAGAGGCUGAGGUCGACCAGACAGACUACAGCGUGUUUAACCAGGAGCAGGCGACAGACGAGGGAGACAGCGUGUCUCUGGAUGACACUGACCAAAGACUCCUGACCUUCUCAGACAGCCGCUCAGACACUGUGACAGGCCACGCCCUCUGGAGACAGCAGUUUAGCACUGUGGCCUGGCUGCACAUGUUGAACCUGCAGAGAGAGAGGAAACCCAUCAUUUACAAUCUUUCUCUCUUCCUGGUCUUUUUAUGUGCGGUGUUGGUCCUGUCUUUGGCCACGGGGAACAUCCAGAUCCACUCCCCUGACAGACAGUUUUUGCCCAUUUACCUCCUGCACCGCAACGAGGCCCCGCGCAAGUACGCCACCAGUUUGCUCGUGCAGAACUCCACAGACUCGGACAUCUCGGCGUUCAUUCAUAACCUGGAGACACAGGACAUUAAAGUAGAGAUGAUGAAGGAGACAGACUACAUGGCUGCCGCCCCUCACAGCGCAGCCAUCAACGUCACAGGCUCCAGUAAGGACUAUCGGUAUAGUGUGGCCUUUAACAGUACAACCGUCCACUCUCUGCCCAUGGUCGUGAACGUCCUUAGCAAUGCCAUCCUCAGAGGACUCAAUGGGACGGGACACAUCAACACCUGGACCAAACCCUUUGACUUUCAACUAUCAGACUCCACGUCCUUUGCCAUGGUCUACAUUGAGGCCAUUAUCCUGGGCAUGUUGGCCGCUGGCAUGCCAGCUUACUUUGGCAUGGACCACACCCGUGACAGAGAGCUGAAAUGUCGCUCGACUCUGCGGAUUUCUGGCCUGGUGCCGUCGGCGUACUGGUGUGGUCAGGCGGCCGUGGACAUUCCAUUUUACUACCUGAUCCUCAUCUGCAUGACAUGCACCCUGUUUGCCUUCCACUCCACCAACCUGCUCACAGGCAACAACGUCACCGCUGUGCUUUUGUGUCUCGUUGGCUUCUGUCCUGCUAUGGUUCUCUUCACUUACUGUGUGUCCUUCCUCUUCACCCGGGUUCAGAGUAACCGAGAUUUCUUCUCUGUGGUGUCUAUGAUGGUGUGUGUGGUCUCUGCCUCCACGGUCCAGUUUGUGAAUGAAAACUCAGGGCUCACACGACUUCUCCAUAACACGCUGUGUUUCUUCAACCCUCUGUACCCACUCAUGGGCUGUCUCAACUGCAUCACUAAGGCCACAUUCAUGCCACCCCUGUAUGAGGAAAACGUGCUGUGGAAGAACUUACUCAUCUCUGUUAUCACACCCUACCUCCAGUGCAUUCUCCUGCUGUUCAUUUUGCGGUGGUUAGAGAUCCGCUAUGGAGGCAAAACCAUGAAGGACGACCAGCUGUGCAGGAUCUCCUCCAAACCGAGGAGCAAAGUACAGAGGAACCCAGAGGAGAACUGUAAUGAGGAUGAGGACGUGCAGGUGGAGAAGGCCCGUGUGAGGGAGGCGCUCAACUGUCAGAGCUGUGAGGAGAAACCUGUGGUGGUAGUGAGUAAUCUGAGGAAACAAUAUUCAGGGCGCAGAGAAGGACUGUCUCUAAACAAGAAGAGUAAAGUGGCCACAAAGAACAUCUCCUUUUGUGUCCGCAAAGGUGAGGUUCUGGGUCUGCUGGGUCCAAACGGAGCUGGGAAGAGCACAGUCAUGCACAUGUUAGCAGGAGAUAUAGAGCCUACAGCAGGACAAAUCCUGAUGGGAGACUAUGGAACAGACUUCACUCCAGUGGAUAACCCUCCGGAGCAUGUGGGUUACUGUCCACAGGUUAACCCCCUCUGGCCCCGAAUCACACUGCAGGAGCACCUUCUUAUCUACGCCGCUAUCAAGGGGCUGCACAGCCAAGACACGCCCAGCAUCAUCAAACGGGUGGUAAAUGCUCUUGAGCUGAAGGAACAUCUCCAUAAGCAGGUGAAGAACCUUUCUGCAGGGCUGAAGAGGAAGUUGUGCUUUGCCAUAAGCAUGCUGGGAAAUCCUCAGAUUGUGCUGCUGGAUGAGCCGUCCACGGGGAUGGAUCCCAAAUCUAAACAGAGGAUGUGGCGGGCCAUCCGUGCUGCCUUUAAGAACAGGCAGAGAGGGGCCAUCCUGACCACACAUUACAUGGAAGAGGCAGAGGCUGUAUGUGACCGCGUGGCCAUCGUGGUCUCCGGACGACUCAGGUGUAUCGGCUCUAUCCAGCACCUGAAGGGCAAGUAUGGGCGUGGAUACAGCCUGGAGAUAAAACUGCGAGAGGAGCUGACAGGGUUACAGCAGGUUGCUCUGCUGCACAAAGAGAUCCUCCGAAUCUUCCCUCAUGCUGCUCGCCAGGAAAGCUUUGCAACUCUGAUGGUGUAUAAGAUCCCUAUGGAAGAUGUCAAAUCACUGGCCAAGUCUUUCACCCAGCUUGAGACUGCUAAACAAAACUUCAACUUUGAAGAAUACAACUUCUCACAGUCUACACUGGAGCAGGUCUUCAUGGAGUUGGCAAAGGAGCAGGAGAACGAAGAGGAUGACGUCGGCUCUCUCAGCACCACCUUCCAAUGGACACGCCUACAACAGGAUGGCCCUGUUGCUGUCAGUCAAACUGACAGCAUUGUGCACCAGCUCUGAUUCCAUCCUGUUAUGGGCUAUCCUAGUCCCACCCCCUCAUACGUUCCCUCA
Chanos chanos (milkfish) is the source of this 5151-nucleotide messenger RNA. It is a transcript of the gene abca5, whose product is annotated as ATP-binding cassette, sub-family A (ABC1), member 5. The record is from RefSeq and is a predicted model, not a curated record. NCBI's taxonomy places the organism in Eukaryota, Metazoa, Chordata, Actinopteri, Gonorynchiformes, Chanidae. Gene Ontology annotation, biological process: lipid transport; transmembrane transport. Gene Ontology annotation, cellular component: membrane; intracellular membrane-bounded organelle. The transcript has 39 exons. The coding region runs from base 67 to 5100 and encodes 1677 amino acids. Gene Ontology annotation, molecular function: ATP hydrolysis activity; lipid carrier activity; ABC-type transporter activity.